AAGGGAGAGGGAGAGGAAGAGGUGAGCUUUCGCUGGAGCUUUCGCGGUAGCAAGUUUACGGUGAUGUCAGUCGAGCGGCGCUUCUCGACAGUGUGUUACGCAAGUUUUGUACGUGCCAGAAGAAAGAAGCGAAAGAGAAAGCUUUCGUAACGUUUGAAAAUCAAAUUCUAGCGGCGUGUAUAAUCAAGUCGAGCAAAGGAUCUAAUAAUCCGUAAUUAAAUAAAUUCAAAAGGAGAUGCGCAUAUUUGAACAAACUUGCUCGUUUUUCCAUCCUUCGUGAUAUAAUGAAAGGACGAACUCACGAUUGAGUUAUUAUCAAAAGUGGUCGUCGAGUUUGAACAGUGAACCAUGGUGGAUAAAUUGCACGAAUACGAAGGUUUCGCUGGUAGAGUUCACGACGUUCGUGAUAAAGUAAAGGAGAGAUGGGACCUCUUCAAAGAAUGGAAAAGCAGUGUACCUCUCGAUCAAGGCCUACCGGGUGUCCUGAAUCAUCUUCGUGGUCCUCCCAAAUUGGAAAAAACCUUGGAGGACUAUGCUCAUAUUUACAGAAAGAAAACACGCCGCGAAUUGGUACGGGUUUCCGCAGCCGUCAUGGGAAUCGAAUUUUCUUACGCCGCCGAGACGGCUUUCGUUUCGCCUACUUUAUUGAAAAUCGGUGUGGAUCAUCAGCACAUGACGUUGGUUUGGGCUCUGAGCCCUCUCGUCGGUUUCUUCGUUACACCGAUCUUGGGUAGCGUUAGCGAUCGUUGCAGAUUAAAAUAUGGUAGAAGACGACCCUUCAUUCUUUUGUUAGCGAUUGGAGUUCUGAUAGGAUUAAUUUUGGUGCCAAAUGGCGAGAACAUGGGUUAUGCGUUCGGUGACAUUUCAUCGUGGAGCAAUCAUACGAUACCAAUAGGUCAUCGAACGACGGCGAAAUCAUCAAAGGAUGAUGACGUACCGACGUUGAAACCAUCUUCACAUUCCUGGGGUAUAUUUUUUACUAUCUUGGGCACGGUUCUUCUUGAUUUCGAUGCCGACGCUUGUCAAAGUCCAGCCAGAGCUUAUCUUCUUGAUGUUACUAUCCCUGAGGAUCAUGCCAGAGGAUUGAGUACAUUCACCAUAAUGGCAGGACUUGGUGGUUUCAUGGGAUACGGAUUAGGUGGUAUCAAUUGGGAUGCUACGGCGAUUGGGAUAAUGUUAGGAGGACACCUUCAUGCUACUUUCACAUUAAUCACUAUCAUUUUCAUAAUAUGCGUGGCUUUUACCAUUACGAGUUUUAAAGAGAUUCCUUUGGAAGUACUCGAAAGGGACCAAUAUCAGCAAAUUCAAGAAGAAAAGACCGAAGAAUCCAAAGGAAAUGAGUACGAUAAAAUAACUGGUGAAGAAUGUACUUCGUAUGGUGCAAUUGAUAACGAGCAAGAUGCGUGUAUGACGAAAAACGACGAAUUCGCGUUAAAGCCACUUCCAGUGCAAGAAUCCAUGAAAAGACCAGGCGAGGUACCGAUGAUACCCGAUAUGCCCAUUCAAGAUACGAGUCAAACGAAAUAUGAAAUGAUUGAUGUAGAGCAUGAUCCGAAAGUUACCUUGAGAGAAUACCUUAUGUCUAUCGUUUAUAUGCCUCAUAGUCUUCGAAUGGUUUGUUUGACCAACCUAUUCUGUUGGAUGGCACAUGUAUGCUAUUCUCUAUAUUUCACUGACUUCGUUGGCGAAGCUGUUUACGGCGGUAAUCCUCAGGCUCCUGAUGGCACGAAAGAACGAGAAUUAUAUGAAAGAGGUGUUCGUUUUGGAUGUUGGGGAAUGUCCAUGUAUUCUUUAUCCUGCUCGUGUUACUCGUUGAUCAUCGAGAAGCUAAUAAAACGUUACAAAGCUCGCAAAGUGUACAUUUGUGGCCUGCUGUUUUACAGUAGUGGAAUGAUGUUGAUGGCUAUCAUAAAACAUCCUGCUGGCGUGAUAAUAUUCUCUUGGACGGCUGGUGUUAUGUACUCCACUUUAUUUACCAUGCCUUAUUUAUUAGUUGCUCAUUACCAUGCUUCGUCGACGUUCGAAAUUACGGUCGAAGGAGAAGCUAUUCAAAGUGCCGGCGUUCGUGGUCUUGGUACUGACGUCGCCAUCGUUUCUUCAAUGGUCUUCUUAGCGCAGUUUUUCCUUUCUUGCUGUCUUGGAACUAUAGUUAGCGUGUCUGGGACAACGACGGCAGUGGUUUGCGUAGCAAGCGCUUUGGCGGCCUUUGGGGCUAUCUCGGCCACGCAAAUAAUGUACCUGGAUCUUUAAAAAUAAAAUCAAAUAAAGAUGGUGCAGUCGGUGCGCGACCGGUACCAAAUUCAAAGGACCAAUAAAUAAAUGAGCAUUUAGCUGAAAGUAAGUAUAUUCGCUGACAUAUUUCAUGACCAGAAAUAUUUCGUGCGCGUGAAAGCAUUCAUACAAUGUCGUAAAAUUUACAUUUGUCGUACGUAUAACGGCAUAGCACAAACGAUCUUCGGUCAGUUUUGAAAAUUGAAACUAUUUCGAAACUAUUGUGAAUUGAAUUAAUUAUAUAGAAAACACAUUAUUAUAUAUAUAUAUAUAUAUACUAUAGGAUCAUUAAUCGGAUAAUUGUAUUAGAGAAAAAAGUAAAAUGAAGUGUUCCAGCAUUUAUAUGUAAGCUCAUAGGAAUGAAUAAACAGGAUAUAUCUUAUCAUCGAGGUAAAUCGAUGUUUUACUUCGAAUUGCAAAUUCGAAACGCAGCACGAAUCUUCAACAACAGGAACUCACUUAUUUUCUCUAUUUGUCGCUGGACGUAUGAAUUGUUAUCUAGCAGACCCUUGUAUAUAAAACAAAAAUUAUCAGUAAAAUAAUAUUGAAAUUUCUCUGAUAUAUAUGGAUAAUAAAAAUAUCUGAUACUUGAA
This is a messenger RNA of Vespa crabro (European hornet), 2864 nucleotides long. It is a transcript of the gene lovit, whose product is annotated as proton-associated sugar transporter A. Gene Ontology annotation, cellular component: membrane. The coding region runs from base 349 to 2250 and encodes 633 amino acids. The transcript has 9 exons. NCBI's taxonomy places the organism in Eukaryota, Metazoa, Arthropoda, Insecta, Hymenoptera, Vespidae. The record is from RefSeq and is a predicted model, not a curated record. Gene Ontology annotation, molecular function: sucrose:proton symporter activity.